Molecule: messenger RNA, 6390 nt
Organism: Gregarina niphandrodes
Lineage: Eukaryota; Apicomplexa; Conoidasida; Eugregarinorida; Gregarinidae
Exons: 1
Coding region: 1-6390 (2129 amino acids)
Source: RefSeq, a predicted model, not a curated record
AUGCAACGGUGCGUUGGGACAACCCUGCAGCUGAAUAUAUUGGAGGGGAAGUACUGGGCUUCUGAUGUCAAAGGUGAAGCUGAAUUUGAUCUAGUAGUACAGUACGGGAAAGUCCCGCCGGAGUUGCGCAAGUUGAUAGCGACGGAGCCAGAAGACGUGGUGCGUUGUGGCAUGGCCCGUGCUGUGGAGCAGAUUGUGAGCGAGACUUUGAUUGAUGCGUGUUUCAAGCCGUCGGAUGUGGCUGAGGUGAGAACUGCGCCGGUGCUAAUUAGUCUUCGAAGCGACAGGGUGGAUUGGAAUCGGAGCACACGAAUUCAACAGCCUGCAGAAGAUGUGCGGCAAGAAUUCGAGCUUUAUUGUUCCAUGAUCACCUAUCACGAGUGUGGGCCUUCGAUGCCGUCAAACGUCGCUGCUCGGAAGCUACUGUCGCCAGACGAGAUUUCCUACCGCCGUCGGGAGGUUCUUGAUCCCAGAAGCGCUGCAUCUUAUGAGGUUCUAUGGCCUGAGAAGCAGGAGGGGGUUUGGCUGCAGGAUUCUGACCAUGUUCCGAUUAUCUUUGUGAUCACUUAUUUGCUGGGGGAAGAGAGGGGGACGGGCGACGGAGAUGUUCACCUGGAAGAUGUAGCUAGAAACGUGCGUGGGUUCUCGAUUCUAAAAUCCUCCCAGCUGACAGACCGGACUUCAGAACCGAGCAAGACGGUCUGGAAGGCAGUUCAUCCCCCUCUGCAGUACGGGUUAAGAGACCCCCGUGGGAACGAGUUACCUUUUUGCGUAAUGUGGCGCGUUCUGGAGCAUUUGGAAUCGGUUGAGAGCCCGGAGCUGGUAAUGACAAAGAUCCUGAACAGUAUUCAGGGCAACGGAGACUCGCAAACCUUACCUAGCGGCCAUGUUGUUUCUUGCCGUCACAUGCAUGACAACCCGAUGUACGGAGAACUGUGCUUCCGUACUUUGUUCACGCAAGAUUUUGACUCUUCCAUAGAAGAAAUUGACAAACAGAUUCUCCGCACGAUACCGGAGUACCAGGCGUUUCUGGACACACAUGUUCGGCUCCCCUACGACUGCUACGGGGGUGCGCUUUUGCCCGCCCCAUACAACCCGAAUUUGAAAUUAGAUCGGACGGAAGACAAUUUGGUUGGUAAGGUGAAAUACGAGGCCCAAGAGUACGACAAAUUGCGGCGUUAUGAAAAGUACCAAGAGUAUCUGAAUAUGGAAACCUUGUUCAAAUGGAAGCAGUUCCUAACUGAUAAGCCUCCGUACGAGCUCGGUCCUUAUCAAUUUGGUGACCUCCGUGGUGACCUUCGUGGUGACCUCCGAGGUGAUCUCGAUAGUGACGUCCGAAGUCAGCGGCUAUCGGAGAACAUAAAUGACAGCAAUAUCGCGGGUAAUAUUGUGGGCAAUGUUGUGGGGGGUCAGGAACAAUGGAUUCAGGUUGAGACAGCCUAUGAGAUUACAACGGAUGAGAUCCCGUGGAGUGGUAACUGGUUGCAUACAGUGAACUACGAUUUUGGGGACUCGACAACGGCCACGCGAUUUCUAUUGGAGGUUUGGGUCGGUGAGGAGUUCAGUGGAGAGUUGUUGCUGCCUGAGCUGCAGGAGUGGCACAAUUCGCAGAAGACAUUGUGGCCCUUAGUAGAGGACGCCAGCGCAGGUGGCGGCGUGACUCGGAAGGACUUUAGGAAACAGACGGCGCCGACUGCGGUGAAGGGAUGGGUGUAUCUGGAUGCGAUGUGGGAGGUGACCAACCCUCGGCGAGGCUUGUUGACACUGCGGUUGCGGGAGGUGCGCAACAUUUCAACCAAGUCCAUUAAGGAAGAAGACAUGGUACCGGGUGCGCCACAGGUUGUUGUGUGGGGGUACAAUACGGGUGAGAAGGAGUGGACACAGUGCGGCAAGUUUCCCGAAUUUGAGCAUGCCCUGUACUUCCUGAAGAACAACAAAGCGGAGGACAUCAUGGGUGACCUGUGGGAAUGGGACACACGUGUGCUUGGUCCGCAACCAAACUGGUUCAACUAUUUCAGCUGGUCUAAACCUGGCAUCAUGAAGACUAUUCGUCAAGAGUUGCCCGUGCAGAUUGUCCAGGUACGCAAGGUUAAGAGACAUUUGCACCUUAAUAGCCUGGUCACGCGCUACGUGGAUCUGCCCGCGGCCUUUUCGGAACUGUGCCAUCACGGAAUUCCCGAUAUCCUUAGACCCUACAUCUGGACCGAACUAUUGGGGGUCUAUUUAUUACGGAAACGUUUGGAUCUAUGGGUGGCACAAAGCUUUGCAACAAGACAACCCGCGUACAACUUCAUCAUCCAAGACAUGCUCUGCACUGUCACACCUCUGUUCGUCUGCAUCGAAGAAGAUCUAGACGUGUUCAGCGCUACAUUUGGCAUUGACUCAUCGCACCGCGAAAUCAUCUCACGAACAAUCCGCUCCCUUAUGCUCUUUUGUUCCUCGGACCAGGGCCCCCGAAACGCCGAACGGGGACUGAGGAUAGAGGCCAGUCAUAUGGGUUCCCCCAUUGCCUAUUCUUACCGGCUCAUUUUUGUUGCCUAUUAUCUGUCUUUGGACUUUUAUAGCCAGCGCCUUUCCGAAGAAGACAUUUUCUACUGCCUGCUUGCUCUCUUUGCCAUCGACUCAGACACCAAAGCCCCUUUCAGAGAUUACUACCUUUGCGAGCAGUCCUGGUGUUACGGAUCGAACGAGAUCCCUGUGGCCUAUUCCGAUGCCAUUCUGUUGCGUCUUGCAUACGAGCGCUACUGCCCAGCAAAGUAUCACACGGUGCAGCGAACCGGCUUCAGUAUCGAGGCUGCCUUCACCCCGUUGCUGCGCAGCCUCUUUGCUGGGUCUCUGCCCACGCAGUCUCUUUAUCGUCUGUGGGACCUCUUGUUUAACGUGCUCUGGAAACCGGACUGCCCUGUGGCGCGGACCGGAAGCCGAGCUUUCGAGAUUGGAGCAUCACGCAAGGUACGGGCCGAGCGAGGCAGGUCACCAGAGGACUUGGCUGCUCAGGUCCUUUUCAAGGGGUCUUUAGGACGUAAGACAUUGUUCUGUUUCGCUUUCAAAAUCCUAGACAAAGCCGUAGAAGCGCUACCUCCACAUCCAACUGCAGCCGAAAUGAAAGACGCUGUCAUGUCCGUUUGUACCCGGCUACGAUACCCAUGCGAGGUCCCAUUGCUCGUACAUCAGGGCGAAAAUUCUGCUUUGGUUCGAGAUGAUUUAUUUAGUCUUCAAAAUCUCGCGCAGGCAGAGCUCGCUUUAAGGGCUGAACAGUUACGAUACCCCACACAUGUAGGCUUACUUUUGGAGCACUGUCUUUGUAACCCAACAUUGAUCAAAGAAGACAUCCCGUGCAACUAUGUACUGGGCUAUGAUGAGCAUCCUUCGAUCAGCACCAAAGAUAAAAUCUAUGGUAUCGUCACCCAGGAACCCGGAUUGACUACGGAACAAAUGGUACGAAUGGUGUAUCCGGCAAGCAAAUAUCAUAGUCUCUUCGCGCCUCCCGAGAUCAGGAAACUUCCUCCCGGGACCCAAGGAAGGCUUAUUCUUCACGUUAGCAAAAUACAUUUCUUAGCACACAAAUCGGAUCCCAUUGCCGGCUCUAUUGAGCUGAUAGUAUCAUUCCAAAAUGAAACCCACAGAUACAUACCCAAAUACCUCACGACUGAAGCGGAAGAUGGUAGGACGGACUACAAGCUUACGGAAAAUAACGUUUGUGUUUACUAUAUUGAGACACCACCACCUUACCACUUACGACUUGCACUCCGCAGUUUGGAGAGUGGUGAAAUUAUUGCUAAGCAAACGAGUUCGUUGGAAAUAAAGAAGUUAACAACACAAGCGAGUUGCCUUACCUUCCUUGACUCUAGUAACUUCAACGGUAGGCCCACGGAAUUGUAUUUACGAUGGACGCUCCUCGUACCCACAGGGGAUAUGUUCCUUCCUGAUAUUGAUGGCCGGAAUGCCAUCUCUAGUAAUGCGCUGCGACCAGGCUUCGGUCAUUGGGGUGAUCUUGCUCCAUUUGAACCACUGUAUGUCAAGCUGAACCAAACUCCCCUAGGAACCGCGUCCUCCGCUAUUCGACACAGAUCGUCUUACCCACUCCACAAACGUUCCAGCGCCGUCACUGAGUCCACUGUCGGAGCAAGGCUGGCGGCUGAACAAAGAUCCGAUGAUGAACUGCAAGAAUUCGGGGACAUUGCUGUACCUUUCAGACCUGCCGACAGACCCAGAUGCUUCCUCGGGUACAAUAGACCGACCUUAGAAGAGAUCAUGACUUUCUCAUUCCCACCAGGUGUUAACAUCAGUGAAAGAAUAAUCACCUACUUUGGACAUGUGCGCGAUCGCAACAAUUUCCAAACCGUCUUCUCUACACCCGUCUCGUACCGCGAAAUUGUCACGACGCUGAUCAUGCUAUCCCGCGGGAGUUUGAUCGACAAAUUGGAGCUCUUAUUCGAUCUUUACGGACACCAUGAACCUGAGAAAAUCGAACAAGAUCAGAAGGAACUCGCAGGAACUAAUGGCCUUUAUUACCACCCCAUGGUUUCGCCGGAGGCACCAAGUGCCACUCACUACAAGCAAAUGACAUCUCUCGAACGCCUUUCCGUUACUGCUACACGACCAAACAGCUUCAUGCCGGAAGACUGUCCGAAAAUCAUUCGGGAAAACACGCGUGUUAUUAAUAACGCCAUCUCCAUGGCCGCAAUCAUUGGCAUGGUAACACAGGUCUUCUCUAAAAAUGGUGUGCAUAUGAACAAUGCAGACAUUAUCAAGUACUGCUUCCAAAGCUUCGAUCCAAUGGCCAGACUUCCCCGCGUGCUUGGGGCUAGCAUUAGAACUAAUGAGCCUAUUCGGGCCGAAGAAGAAACGACCGAUCCUGCCUCAGGACGUCUCACCAAUUUGGUACCCAACGUUUUCUGCAGUUCCGUUCCGACGUACGACGGGGACUCAACGGAUGAAGGCCAAGUUCAUGUCGCAGGCACCCUUCCUUCCCCAGUCAAUGUCACCGACCAAGUAGCUGCCUGGAUAGACGUCUCGACUGCGGAAAGCCAGUGGUGGGGUCUGAAUUUCUUCAAACACCAUUCACUCGAAUUAAUGGGCAUAACAGACCCAUUCCCGAGCUACACGAAGAAAAUGGACAUUAUUAUUACUCCUUCAGGUGACCUACAGGACGUCCAUUUGAUCUCUGUGGAUGUUGAUGAGUAUGGUAACAUUACCGGUGGUCAAGGCGGAAAUUACCUGGUGCUGGCAAAAAGCGAAAACGAAGAGAACGAAACCGGGGCUUGGGCUGCUAUUCGAAACGAUCUAUUUGUGCGCGAGGGUAACAAAAGCCUCCUUACCAUCUGCUAUGCCUUUGAGCUGAGUUCAGUGGUGUUUGAUAAGUAUCACUUCAUCAUGUCUUUAAUGAGCAAUUCUCUCAUCACGGAUUGCCUAAGAAGAUCGAACAUGUUCGCUUGUAACUUUAUUAAGCAAGAUCCAUUGAACGUUAAUUGCUUCAUGAACGUUCCUUUCUCCACUGAUUUCCACCGUAAUGUUCUCGGUUUGUCAUUCCGUAAUCAUCAACCCAACGCGAUCGAGAAUGAACGGACCUACAGCAGCGAACAGUCGCUUACCAAAUAUGACAACGACUCGCCCAGGUCGCGGUCUAAGAAGCCGAAUCGCAGAAGAGACGACGCCCGUCUUGACGGCCAAAGCAAAGGACGAGGACAGUUCUUAGAUAAACCACCGGAAAACGAUUCUUCGCUGGGAGAUUUGAAUUCGCCGUUAUACAGAAACCGGGACGACUUUGAUACUCUGGCCAGAAAUCCAAUUGAAUUCCAAGAUCAGGCAGUUCACGGCUCCGUUAUCAGGGAUGGCUUACAGCAAAAUUCAACCAAACCGCAAGUUGUGGUCGCCAUAAAACGCGUGCGGGCAUUAAAAUUGAUUCAAGAAUGCGUCUGUGACUUGCUCGUAUCGGUUGAAUAUGGCUCCGAAAUUGAUAAUACGACCGUCCACAGUGACGUUCAUUUUACCGAUACAGUAGAAUGGUCGGAUAAUUUCCUCUAUUAUCUUAUUCCAGAAGUAUAUAAACUCAGAUUCAACGUCAUCAAUGCUACGAGCAACUUAUCUGCUGGAGAGGUUGAGCUAAACUUUGAGUCUCUAAUACAGCAGUCACGGUUCACUGCUCAUCUUACUCUUCCUUUGCUCUACCGAGACAACGAAGUGGGAGAGAUUGAUGUGUCAAUUGCCUUUUUAGGAGUAGUCAACCAAUCAAGCCGCCGGCAUGAUCUAACACAGAAGCUUGUUGGCGAAUCAGGAAAGACGGUUAGUAAACACGUGGAUAUGAAGAUCAUAAAGGGGAACGACAUUCCUCAGCACACGGUAAGUACCAUUCAAGUGAAAAAAAUGCACGUGCUGGGUAAUGAAUGA